AUGCCUGCCGGAAAUUCCGCCAAGACUCACCACUGCCCUGGUAUGAAGACGAUGGCGGGUAAUUGUCGCAUGGAGGGAAAAGCACCAAACAGAGGGCUCAAGUACUGCCUCACUCACCAAUGCUAUUGCCCCAUUUGCGCUGCUAGUCCAAGCAAUAAAGACUUCACAAUGCUUCGCGCUUCCGACUCCUGUACAGGCGGAUGUGGAUAUAAACAUCCAGAUCACAAGGAUAAUGUGAAAGCUCGUCAGGAUGCUGAGAAGAAGGCAAAGGAAGCUGCUGCAAAGGCAAAGGUUGAGGAUGGCAAGGCCAAGGUUGCUGCUCAGAAGGCAGCUGCGGCUGCCCGAAGAAAUGGCAGAUAG
Botrytis byssoidea is the source of this 360-nucleotide messenger RNA. RefSeq lists its product as uncharacterized. NCBI's taxonomy places the organism in Eukaryota, Fungi, Ascomycota, Leotiomycetes, Helotiales, Sclerotiniaceae. The record is from RefSeq and is a predicted model, not a curated record. The coding region runs from base 1 to 360 and encodes 119 amino acids. The transcript has a single exon.